AUGGAUGCAGACCUUUAUGUCAGCAUUCUGGAGGAUGAGCUGCAGAAUAGCCUGGAGGAUUGAGGCAAAACUGUGGAGGAUGCGGUGUUCCAGCAAGACAAUGACCCCAAGCACACCAGCAAGAAGGCCAAGGAUUGGUUCAAAGACCAUGAUUUCAACACCAUGCUAUGGCCCUCUCAAUCCCCAGAUCUCAAUCUCAUAGAGAAUUUGUGGGGUCACCUCAAAAAGAAGCUUGCAGAGUAUCAGGAGCCACCAAAGGGAAUUACUGAGUUGUGGGAAAGGGUAGAGAAGGAAUGGGAGGCUAUUGGAAAGGAAGUGUGUCAGAAUCUGAUUGAAAAUAUGCCAAGGAGGGUGGAUGCAGUUGUGAAGGCAAAGGGAGGCUAUACCAAGUACUGA
This is a messenger RNA of Laetiporus sulphureus 93-53, 396 nucleotides long. RefSeq lists its product as uncharacterized. The transcript has a single exon. Gene Ontology annotation, molecular function: nucleic acid binding. The record is from RefSeq and is a predicted model, not a curated record. Lineage: Eukaryota; Fungi; Basidiomycota; Agaricomycetes; Polyporales; Laetiporaceae. The coding region runs from base 163 to 396 and encodes 77 amino acids.